AACAUUUUAAAGUGGUGGUUGGUGAGAGUGUAACGGAUCAAAAGUGAACAAAGUGAUUUUUAACCGAGAAAAAACCCUGUCUCCGGCCGCGGCCACGGCACCGCCACAAGGCAUCUUCACCAUUUUCCUGCCUUCUUCUUCACAUCUACUCUCUUCUACAACCUACGCCGCCACACCCUCUCCGCCACUGUCACACACCUCCAUCGCCUACGCUGCUGCAACGUUUCUUUCUCCUCUCACUAUCACUCUCGGCUGCAACCUCGCCGGCACUCACCACUGCCCAACCUUCUUCUGAUCCUCGCCGACGGCCCACUGCAUUCCUCUGCUCGUCGCCAAGGUCGCACAACCCACCAUCUCUCUAUUGCUGAGUUCGCAAGAUUCAGGGUUCCAAACAGAGAAUUAUUCUCCGGCAAUUAAAGACUGCAGGCUAUAAAAAUUCUGCAGUCUUAGUUGCUUUCUGCUUUGGCUCUGUCGAAGAUCGCGUCUGGGUGAUCGCAUGUCGAUGGGGAGCGAUACCACUUGGGUUGGAAAGAAACCUCUGAGGCGAAUCGGAGGAAUGUCCGAUGCUCUCUCAAUUGCUGCCGAUCUCGGUUUCUCUGUCUCUCCUCCGCCUUCACAGGAAGAACUACAAAACAUAUCUUCGGCUACUGGUGAGAAGGGUGAUGAUCUAAUCAGAGUUUUACGAGAACUUACUGCUGUUCAAAGGAAAAUAGCAGAUCUUCAAGUGGAACUCCAAGGCCGUAAGGAUGACAAGAAUGUAGCUCAUUUGACACAUGUGAGUGAAAUGGAAAAGAAGAUUGAAACUUUAUCAAGGAUUACUACCAUAUUGAAAGAUGUCAUCCAGAAUAAGGAUCGUAUAAUUGCUCGUCUUCAGCAACCAUAUUCACUCGAUUGCAUUCCAGUGGAAGCAGAAUUUCAGAAACAAUUUUCUGAGUUAUUGAUGAAGGCUGCUAGUGAUUAUGGAGCUUUGACAGCUUCAGUUGCAGAUUUCCAAUGGAGUCAAAACUUCAAGGAGUCACCUUCAGUUUGGGGGGAAAUGCUUAGGCCCAUCCCUGUAGCUUUAGCUUCUUGCACUAGAUUCUUUGAAGCCAUGAGUGCUAUGAGGGAAUCGUUUGCAACCCUACAAAAUCUCAGAGUAGGUAAUCCCAAUCCAUCUUUGCCUACAACCCCACCUAUCGAUUCAUCGCUUCGACUAGCAGGUGAAUCCGACUGCAUCACACCGCCUCCAUGGCGAUCCGAAUCAAGCUUUGAUGACUUGGCCAUCAGAACCGUGCAUAGGCAAGAAAAUGGGCAGCCACAAGCUGGGGAUGAACACAGUGAACAAGAUGACUAUGACUCGAAUCAGGUCAAUGGCUCAAGCCAUCGAAGAUUGUCAUGGCCCCCAUCCAUUAAAAAGAGUGGCAUUUGAUUGUUGGGUGUAGUCGUACCAUCGUGCUUUGAGAUGAUAAUUAGUGUCUUUAUCCACUUAACUUUGAUUGGCUUUGAUGUUGCAGUUUUGAUAUAAUAGUUCUCUAGUUGAUUCAAACAUUAUCAUUUUAUGUACAUGUAAAAGCCUGAUUAGAUUGAUUCCAGUCACUCGACUAGUAUUAAUAGUUAGUACUGUAAACAAGCAUCAUUUCAACAACAUUGGUUUAAUCGAGAUUUGUUAAAUUGUUAUAA
Molecule: messenger RNA, 1659 nt
Organism: Benincasa hispida (wax gourd)
Lineage: Eukaryota; Viridiplantae; Streptophyta; Magnoliopsida; Cucurbitales; Cucurbitaceae
Gene: AUG2
Product: HAUS augmin-like complex subunit
Biological process (GO): microtubule nucleation; microtubule organizing center organization; spindle assembly
Cellular component (GO): mitotic spindle microtubule
Source: RefSeq, a predicted model, not a curated record